UUGAUGAAUCAUGACCCGUCUCCCUCUUUGGAUGUUUGCUUUAGGGAAUUACUUCGUGAAGAGCAACGUCUUGUCACACAAAAUGCUUUCAAGAAAGAAAAUGACGUCACUGUUGCAUUUGCUGCUCAAGGUAAAGGAAAGGGCAGGGAUAUGAGUAGAACUCAAUGCUACAGUUGCAAGGAAUAUGGUCAUAUUGCUAGCAAUUGUAGCAAGAAGUUCUGUAAUUAUUGUAAACAACAAGGACACAUUAUCAAAGAGUGUCCCACGCGCCCUCAAAAUCGUAGGAUCAAUGCUUUUCAAGCUGGGAUAAAUGGUUCCACUAAUGAUAUCUCAUCUUCAGGACAAGUUCUUACUCCUGAAAUGGUACAACAAAUGAUCGCGUCAGCCUUUUCAGCAUUGGGAUUACAAGGAUCAGGUGUCGGGGACGAUAAUCGCGAAAGGGCCUAAAGUUGGACGAUUGUUUCCUAUACACUUUUCCAUUCCUCCUGUUCUAUCUUUUGCUUGUACUUCUACUGCUAGUAAGACUGAGAUUUGGCAUAAGCGUCUA
Messenger RNA from Solanum verrucosum, 547 nucleotides. RefSeq lists its product as uncharacterized. The record is from RefSeq and is a predicted model, not a curated record. The transcript has 2 exons. Bases 4 to 447 code for a protein of 147 amino acids. NCBI's taxonomy places the organism in Eukaryota, Viridiplantae, Streptophyta, Magnoliopsida, Solanales, Solanaceae. Gene Ontology annotation, molecular function: zinc ion binding; nucleic acid binding.